AUGUCGACCAAUGGAGAUGUCAGCAGAACACCCACCCGCGUCUUUGUCUUCGAUACCAUGCGGACGAGAUCGUUUCUGUUCAUGAGAUACUUCUCUACUAAUCCAAAACUCCACCCGCAGCUGUUCACAUUCAUACACGCAUCAUGGCUUGGUUCAGAGAACUGGUGGCAGCACUGCCGACCGUGUGGCAUGGCUCGUUACGAGGGCCUCACAAACUUCAUGGGACCAGACACGAUAAAAAGCUCCCAAAAAGCCUACGAAGACUUCGUGCACGAAUCAGAGAAGCAGGGCCGCACCUCCUUCGCCAAAGAACACAUCUUCAACGUCCUCAAAACCGACCCCCUCUUCAACCUCCUCCGCAACCCCAACUCCACACUUUCCGGAACAGAAAACCCAACCCACAUCCCCACGCCCCUCUUCAACACCCUAACCCCCAUCUUCAUAAUCCGCCACCCGAUCCUCAAACUCUCCUCAACAUACCGCGACGUCGUCGCCAUGUCCACAUUACGCCACGAUGAUGAAGACGCUGACAUCAUUAUGUCUUACAAGUUUCUCCGCUGCCUCUUUGAUCUCUUCCGAGAGCGGGGGCAGGAGCCGAUUGUGGUGGAUGCGGAGGAUACUCUCUGGCGGGCUAAGGAGAUGACGACGAAUGUUUGUGCGAGGAUUGGACUGGAGGUGGGGGAGGUGAGGGAGACGUGGAAGAAGGUGGAGGACGGGGAGAGGACGGGGAAUGCGAUGAUUAGGGAGUGGUUGGGGACUAUGUAUGAAAGUGAGGGGAUUGAGAGGCCGGAUGUGAGGCCGCAGAUUCCUGACAUCAACACCGCCUAUGCGAGUUGGCAGAAGGCUUACGGCGACGAGGCAGCGGAUAAGUUGAGGCUGUGGUAUGAUCAGGCCAUGACCCAUUACGAGUAUAUGGUAAAGUUCAAGGCUUGA
Molecule: messenger RNA, 933 nt
Organism: Fulvia fulva
Lineage: Eukaryota; Fungi; Ascomycota; Dothideomycetes; Mycosphaerellales; Mycosphaerellaceae
Exons: 4
Coding region: 1-933 (310 amino acids)
Source: RefSeq, a predicted model, not a curated record